UGUGAAUGGUCCGGCAGUCUUCUAGGACCUGUCACGUACCAGCUCCCCCCUCUUCCUCUCCCCAAAUGUCCACAGUCUCCCGGUCAUCUCCUAUACUACAAUGUCCGCAGUCUCCGGUCAUCUCCUGUACUACUACUAUGUCCGCAGUCUCCGGUCAUCUCCUGUACUACUAUGUCCGCAGUCUCUGGUCAUCUCCUGUACUACUAUGUCCGCAGUCUCCGAUCAUCUCCUGUACUACUAUGUCCGCAGUCUCUGGUCAUCUCCUGUACUACUAUGUCCGCAGUCUCCGAUCAUCUCCUGUACUACUAUGUCCGCAGUCUACGGUCAUCUCCUGUACUACUAUGUCCGCAGUCUCCGGUCAUCUCCUGUACUACUAUGUCCGCAGU
Molecule: messenger RNA, 386 nt
Organism: Staurois parvus
Lineage: Eukaryota; Metazoa; Chordata; Amphibia; Anura; Ranidae
Source: the annotation of a GenBank genome assembly